Molecule: messenger RNA, 3199 nt
Organism: Linepithema humile (Argentine ant)
Lineage: Eukaryota; Metazoa; Arthropoda; Insecta; Hymenoptera; Formicidae
Source: RefSeq, a predicted model, not a curated record
UUGCGUUCCGGCCGUUGACUUGAAAGCACGUGUCACAGAGGUUUUCUCAGUCCCGAGUGCACUGUUCCGGCUUACUUGCUGCGGGAGGAGACAGAGAGAGCGCAUCGGUACCGGGUAAAAUUGGUAUUUAUUACGAGUGGAUUCAAAAGUAUCGUUAGUACGAUCACAGCAAUGGAUACGAUUGCAGGAGCGAUUUUGUGUUUACCAACCAUAACUGUUUCUCUGCUAGCUAUAGUGGUCGUAAUAGUAACAGCCUACUAUUACAUUGAGACAUCUCGAGAAGUUCGUCUCAUAAAGAAAUUACCACACCCACCAUCCGUGCCUAUCUUUGGUCAUGCAUUAAUGCCUUUAGGAAUGUCUCCUAAUACUUUCAUUACUGAAUUAUUAAAAUUAUGGGAUGAAUAUCGGCCGAUAGUAAGUGCAUAUUUAGGUCCAAGAGCAUUCGCUUUUUUAGGAGAUCCACAGGACAUCAAAAUAAUUUUGAAUAGUUCUGUGCAUAUUAACAAAUCCAUAGAAUACAAACUUUUCAAACCAUGGCUUGGAGAUGGUUUGCUAAUCUCGAGCGGCGACAAAUGGCGCAGACAUAGAAAAAUAAUAGUAUCUACAUUUCAUAUAAAUAUUUUGAAAACAUUUGUACCCCUUUUUUAUGAGAACAGCAUAGAACUGGUAAGACGGUUUCGGAAUGAAAUUGGAAAAGAAUUUGAUUGCCAUGAUUAUUUAUCAACUACAACAGUUGAUAUUUUAACGGAAACCGCAAUGGGCGUUAAAAAGGAAAAAGGAGAAAAGACUGAAUUUAAUUAUGCUUUAGCCGUAAUGAAAUUAUCCGAUAUCCUACACCGAAGACAUUACGAUCCACUUUUACGUUUGGACUUUAUUUUCAAAUUUACAAAGCUCGCCAAAAUGCAAAAGAAAUUGCUUAAUAUUGUUCACACAACGACAAACCGUGUGAUUGAAAAAAAAUCAAAGAACAUCGAAGAGAAACUUGUCGAAUAUCAACAGCAAACAGAUAAGUCAGCGGAUAGUUUGGAUACGACCGAAGAUCUGGAAGAUGCUCAAAGCAAUAUCAGUAGUUAUACAAAAUUUCAUUAUGCACGAGAUGAUCUCGAUGAUAUCGAUGAGAACGACGUAGGCGAGAAAAGACGACUUGCUUUUCUAGAGAUGAUGUUAGAGAUGAGAAACGGUGGGCAAAUGACCGACGAAGAGAUCAGAGAAGAAGUAAACACUAUUAUGUUUGAGGGUCAUGAUACCACAGCAGCUGGCUCGAGUUUUGCACUUUGCAUAUUAGGAUGCCAUCCAGAUAUUCAGGCUCACGUACACGAAGAAUUGGAUACAAUUUUCGGCGAUAGCAACAGGCAAUGCACUUUUCAGGAUACUUUGGAGAUGAAAUAUCUCGAAAGAGUUAUUUUAGAAUCUUUGAGGCUUUUUCCCCCAGUACCAGCAAUUGCCAGACAACUUGACGAGGAUGUGCAAAUAGUUUCAGGCAAUUAUAUUCUUCCAAAGAAUGCCACGGUGAUAAUUUUACCAUUUGUAGUACAUCGUAUGGAAAAAUAUUAUCAUCCGACGGCGUUUAAUCCAGACAAUUUUCUACCGGAAAAUAUGCAGCAGAGGCAUAGUUACGCUUAUAUUCCUUUUAGUGCCGGACCAAGAUCAUGCGUAGGGCGGAAAUACGCUAUGUUAAAGCUGAAGGUUCUGUUAUCAACAAUACUGAGGAAUUACCGUGUCAUUUCCGAUUUGUCGCUUGAAGAUUUUCAAUUGCGAGGCGAUAUUAUUCUGAAAAGAGAGGAUGGAUUCAAAAUCAAGAUCGAACCACGCAAGCCAAUAUCUUGUGAAUUAAAAUAACAACUAGAACGUAAGAGUACUUGUGCGAGAAUGAAAUGUAUCGAUGUAUAUUUUGAUAAGCUUUCUAUAUCACAUAUGUGCCAGUUAUUAUGAAAGUAACCUAAGUUAUAUAUUUCUCGUUUCGAGAUAUUCAAACUUUUGCGUUUGACCAUAUUAAAAAUAUUUUUUCAUCAUGGUGCAAAAUUUAUCAAAAAUUAUAAUGCUCGCCGCUCCUCCGGAGAGUACUGGGAAAAUAAAAUAUCCAGGGUGGACCAAAACUAGCAAAAAAAUGCAAUGGAGUGGCAUGAGGGACUUCUUCACAAAAUAAAACAAAAUUUCUCUACAAUUUACUAUAUACUUCUCAAGUCCUAUCUAAGCAAUCGGCAUUUCUUUGCCAAGCAAAAUGAGGCGAUUACUGAACUGUAUGAUAUUCAAGCUAAUGUCUCUCAGGGUAGUGUCCUGGGACCUAUACUUUAUUUGCUCUUUACAGCCAAUCUUCCCACUCUAACCGGCAUGACAAUAGGCACUUUCGCAAAUGACACGGUGAUACUUGUGGCCCACAACAGCCCCACGGUUGCCUCUAAAAUGCUCCAGAGCAGCCUCGAGGGCAUAGAAUCUUGGCUCAAAAAGUGGAGAAUUAAAAUUAACGAAACCAAAUCUGUCCAAGUGACUCACCACCAAGCACGGAACGUGUCCUCUUGUCUCUACAUCAACGGAACGCAAAUUCCGCAAGCUAAAUAUGCCAAAUAUUGAGGAGUUUACCAAGACAAAAAGCUUUCAUGGAGAAAACAUAUCUCUACCAAAAGGUAACAACUGGGCUUAUUGCUAAGGAAAACGUAUUGGUUAUUAGGACGCAAAUCUCAGCUCUCGAUUGAAAACGAGAUACUACUGUACAAAUCCAUAAUAAAGCCAAUAUGGACCUAUGGACUGCAGCUGUGGGGCACAGCUGCUAACUCCAAUGUCGAAAUCAUCCAGUAAUUUCAGUCAAAGAUUUUAAGGAUUAUUGUCGACGCACCUUGGUUUAUUACAAAUGAAAUAUUGCAUCACGACCUGGGUAUACCCACAAUCAAACAGGAAAUUAACAAAAUAGCGUUAAACCACAAAAAAGGCUAGAUAGCCAUCCCAAUAGUCUGGUAACUGACCUCAUAAAUCCUAGGAGAAAUAAGCGUAGAUUAAAACGAAAAACGUCUAAUGAUUUGAUUCUCAGCGUUAAAUGACAACUGAAUAGCUAAUCUUAUACUGUAAUUUGCUACUUUUCGGGUAUAUCAUUGGAUAUAUGCCGACCAAGUCCUGACUAUCUUCAACGCAUUACUGAAUGUCCUAAUGACAGAUUGUUAUGUAAUAUGGAGUUAAUAAAAAAAAAAAAAACUUUUAUAUCUUU